ACAUUCGAUCGCGACAUCAUUGCUUCUCAGCAGCUUUAUCGGAGGCUGGUGGAGCUCACUGCUCUGCUCACACUCCUGGCCCUCACAGAUGUUUUCAGUGAGAGCAGCUUGCACAAGAUCCUGAAGAAAAUAAAUGUGGUGGGUAACAGUAGCACUCCCUCUAAGUCUGGAGUGGCAGUCGCUCCCACCAAGGCCAAAGAGUUGCUGGCCAAGCUACGAAGGCCCAAGUGGAACAUCUGGAACCGCAGCAGGUCAGACGUGCAGCAGUGGAUCAUGCAGUUCAUGUACAUGGGCUUUGAUGAGACGGUGAGUGGGGACAGGUUGGAUGGGGUAGGGCUCUGA
Molecule: messenger RNA, 342 nt
Organism: Salvelinus fontinalis (brook trout)
Lineage: Eukaryota; Metazoa; Chordata; Actinopteri; Salmoniformes; Salmonidae
Product: augurin-A-like
Exons: 3
Biological process (GO): regulation of cell population proliferation; anaphase-promoting complex-dependent catabolic process; G1 to G0 transition
Source: RefSeq, a predicted model, not a curated record